CAUGAAAUUAAAAAAGGGCCCUUCUUGGCCACAUUCUAUCGUGUUCACUUUGUGGCCUCCAAGCGGAUACGUUGAGUCCAAUGUCACCUAAGAAAAGCAGCAUAUUACGAGCACAGUCCAACCCUCUCAACCCCCAGAGACAGAGAGAUGGAUUCUUCGACUCCAGCAUUCAUCCCUAUCCACACCCGGCAGCCGCAUCAUAGUGAAAAUGACUUCAUGAGUUAUUCGGAUUCGGCCUACGGGUCAGCUAGCGAAUCAUGUAACCCGGCAACUCACGACGUUAGUCGUGUUAGCUACCAUGUCAGGCAUCUUGAAACCUUUGCUCAAGCCCUCGAAGAUUCGGCCAAUCGGGCAUUUCCCACCACCUCGUCUUCACAGCAAAGGUACACUAAAGUCCAAGCUCUAUUUCUACAUUGGGCCUGUGACGACUUGUUUGUGUUGCCCGAGCUGGAGGAUCUGGAAAAAUGUUUCCGAGAAGACUACCGUUACGACACCGAUAUCUUCGCCAUCCCAACCGAGAACUCCCAUCUCGAACUGAUGCUCAAGAUUGGCGACAUGAUAAAACAACAUGAGGACAAGAAGACCCUCUUCAUUGUCUACUACGGUGGUCAUGCCCGGAUUGACGAUUCGCGCCAGAGUACGUGGUGUGCGACACGGAAUCUGAACUCCCCAUGGCUGCAGUGGUCCGCAAUCCAGACACUCCUCGAAAGAUCCCCCUCCGAUGUCUUGAUUCUUCUUGACUGCUGCGCAGGGGCAGCUAGUGCCACCUUCUCAAGUGGCCAAAGCAUAACUGAAACCAUUUCAGCAUCAACGUGGGAUGCUAUUGCCCCUAACCCAGGCCGAUACUCUUUCACCAAUGCCUUGAUUGAAGUCCUUCAGGAAUGGCGGCACAGAACCUUCUCGGCUGCAAUGUUACAUGCCGAGAUUCUCGCACGUCUGAAACAUCCCAGGCCAGUUCUGAUCAACGGCAAACACUUUGAAUCCAGGUCUACGCCUGUGCAUUUCAUGAUGACGUCCAACCACAAAGCACCGAGUAUAGAGAUUGGCCGACUUGUUCCGGAUUCCAGACGCUCACUAUCACCGUAUCAGCAGCAGCAUGUCGUUACCAGUCCACAACAAGACGACUGGCCGUUGUCACCACGAUCAACAUAUCCAUAUCUCCCUGGCAUGUCUGCUCCGAUGAUUGGCGAGCCAAACGAAGACGAGCCUCACGUCAUGAUCUCAUUAGCCCUUGAAGGUGACCAGCGAUUGGACUUCAGUGCUUGGGAGCAGUGGUUAGCCGGCUUCCCAGCCAUCGCCAAGUACGUCAAAGUCCAAGGAGUCUUCAAAAGCCAUUCAACAUUGCUACUACUUUCUUUGCCUGUCAUGAUUUGGGAUCUUCUUCCGGAUGACCCAGCGUGUUCCUUCAUAGCGUUCAUCAGGUCCAACAAUCUGUGCCGUGAACUGGGCACAACAAAAUCGCCGCACGAAAACGAGGUGACUGCCAGGAACGAAGAAGAUGAGCAGCAGGCGAUGGAUGCUGAUACAGAGUCAUUGAUGUCCGAGAUGGCUACGAACUACCCUGGAGACACCCAUCGAAUUGAUGUUCAAGCAGGUACGUACGGACAAUCUGCAAAUUUCGUAACACGCGAAACGCCACAACCCAGCCAGGAACCACCCUCUCGGCCAAAGGUGCUUAGUUAUAUGGGGGAACAGCUGACGCGGUCUGUCAGGUCACCAUCGCCUGGCCCUGCUCUGGCUAGUUCACCGGACUUGUCGACCGCAUCCUUUAGUACUGUUUCGUUGACAAUGGCCACCGAUGAUGUAGCAAGCACACCAGUUUGGCCACCGGAGCAAAUUGGCGACCCUACAGAUCAGGCCCGAGACUUGACUCGAGAGGCGAUUGCUCACUUGGAGGACUGUUUUCGGAAGGACCCGCAGCCGAGUGAAACAAUCAUCGACGUUCUUGCUUUCACUCUCAAUGUGCAUCCAAAUAAAAUCAAAGUCUGGUUUGACCAGCGCCGGCAGCAUGAGCAAACAACCCUCAACCUCCAGGGUCUUCAUUACCGCAGCUCAACAGACCAGACUCCUGCCACCAAAGAAGGCAGUGCUCGCAUGAUCCUUCCAGGCCACCUCAACACGAUUCUCACCAUCUACCCCCACCGAGGCGCUGUCCUUUUACUCGAUCUCCGCUCCUCCACCUCCUUUGAAAAGUCCCACAUCUCCUCCGCCAUCAACCUCCGCUGCCCCGUCUCCUUCAUUCAGCAUGCCUCCCUCGAGAUGAUCGAAGACACCUUCACCGACGUCUCAUCUCGCCAAUCCUUCAACCGCUGGUACCAGUCCCGCUGUGUAGUGCUGUAUGACAGCCGCAUAGAAUUUGACUGGGAAUGCCCCAUUGCCAACGCACUGCUAACCAAAUUCCGCGGAAAUGGCUGGAAGGGCCAGUGUUUUAUCUUGAAGGGCCACUAUAGGGAGUUUGCUGAUAGUUUUGACAAGUGGAUCACCGGCAAAGGGAAGAGUACCGCCGAAUUCAGUUCGGGGAAGUUGCUCGAGAGCGAGACAUCAUAUUAUAACGAUGUAGCUGAGGAAGAAGAACAGAGACAGAGGAGAGAUAGGGAGUACGAGGGGUGGCUUAAGGAGUUUGACGAGAGUGGCGAAGGGCUUGGAGGGAGGCGGAUCACCGAGCUGGGCCCGGUUAAGAGAGAGGAGAGGGCCCGGGCCGUUGCUCAGAGACAGAUAGAGCUAGAGAGGGAACUGGAGGCAAGAUUUCCGGCGUUGUGGAGGAAGGUAGUGGCCAUUCGGGGCCAAUGUGAAGGGCGUGCUGGUGAUGAGGGCGAGUCACUUUACAGCCGACAUAGAGGGGGCCCACCAACUACUAUUCAAACCGACGAAAUCGGUGAUGGGUCUGUUUCCCCUCCUCAAUCACCACCUCCUCCGCCAUUUAGCCCAAUCGCAGACAUGUCGGUACAAGCUUCUAGCAGCGGCCAAUUCCCAAUGUACGACAAAGCACAACUGGUGGAGCCCUUGGUCAGUGGUCUGCAAAAAAUGCGUGAAGCAAGUGGCUUGAGCUUAGGUCUGAUGAGUCAAGACCCAGCCUUCGCUAUGAGUUCUUCCGGUCAUUCUCAGUACGCUGGUGAUAGGGGACUCGGCUCUACAUCACACGCAUACGCCCCGGAAAAGUCUGGCUCCUAUGACCAAGGAGGUUCGACGGAUGGCUGCAUUAACAACUCUGAUGGGGUGGUCGAUCCAGUUUCUGAAAGUUGGCAAGGAUUUAGUGGCGGCAUGGAAAUGGCUAGUGGGACGGUGUCGCCGAUGCCGCCGGAGUGGCAGGAUGACAGUGUGGUGAGUAGCUAUGGAGGAGCUGGUGAGACGGCUACGGAGGGUGAGAGGAGAGAUGCGAAAAAGAUGAAGAAGAGGACGCAGUUGCUUUUCUGGGAAAGGUUAAGGGGCGGCGGAUGAUGGAGGCGAAAGAACGUUUUUCUUUCUGUUUGUGUGCUGAAAGAGAUUUUUGUUGGGUGCCGUUUGUAGGUAGUCAAAUGUGUUGGUUCAGUUCAUGUCAGCCGACUUCAAGUGUUGUUACUAUUCUAUGCAUUCAUCCUACAAAUCCAGCUCAGUAUGAUUCCUCC
Neurospora crassa OR74A is the source of this 3605-nucleotide messenger RNA. RefSeq lists its product as hypothetical. The transcript is spliced from 6 exons. Gene Ontology annotation, molecular function: cysteine-type endopeptidase activity; DNA binding. Lineage: Eukaryota; Fungi; Ascomycota; Sordariomycetes; Sordariales; Sordariaceae. Gene Ontology annotation, biological process: proteolysis. Bases 148 to 3438 code for a protein of 1096 amino acids. The record is from RefSeq and is a predicted model, not a curated record.